UGAAGUAGAGUGCGAUCUCUUCCUGCAGCUCUCCCCUCUUUGUCACACAGGCAAUGCAUGCGCAGAACAGCCAAUAGGAACGCUCUGUCUUUGAAAUAACCUGUGAUUGGCCAAAGUCUCCCAUGACGGCUAGAUUUUGUGAAGCCUGAAAACCGAGCCAAGAGGAGGUGCGGAAGUCUAGUUUUCUCUCAGACUUCUUGAAUUACAGUAUGCUGAAAGAAUAUUAUGGAAUUUCUGCCCAACGAUGCCAAAAAUGAAGUGCCUACCACUGCUUUAAGUACAUUUUGCUUACAUACUGGCUCUCCUAAGUAAACCACCCCAUACAAACAUAAUGGCUGACCCAUGGCAGAAUGCAUAUGACUUUGCUGUUCAAGUGGCAAGAGCUGCUGGAGCGGUGAUCAGGAACGCCGGGGAGGAUGACAUAAAGGUCCAGACAAAGAGCUGCGCUGUAGACCUUGUCACUCAGACUGACGAGAGGGUGGAGAAAAUCAUCAUCGGGUCUCUUAAAGAACAAUUUGGAAAUGGCACACACUGUUUCAUUGGAGAAGAGUCAGUCGCAAAGGGGGAGCCAUGUAUCUUAACUGACAAACCUACAUGGAUCAUAGACCCUGUGGACGGCACCACCAACUUCGUGCAUGGAUUCCCGUUCGUGGCUGUGUCUAUUGCCUUUGCUGUCAAUAAGGAGUUGGAGUUUGGUGUGGUGUACAGCUGCUUGGAAGACAAGAUGUAUAAAGCAAGGAAAGGGAAGGGAGCUUUCUGCAACGAUGAACCGAUUAAGGUGUCCGAUGUAAACGACAUCAAUAAGUCCAUUAUCAUCUCUGAGCAUGGAACUGACAGGAGCAUAGAAAAGGUAACCAAGAUCUUCUCAACCAUGCAGAAGAUCCUCCGCAUCCCAGUGCAUGGGCUGCGUGGGUCAGGGACAGCUGCCACUAACAUGUGUCUGGUGGCGUCGGGGGCGUCGGAGGCCUUCUUUGAGAUUGGGAUCCAUUGCUGGGACAUUGCUGCUGGAGCGGUUAUAGUCAAAGAAGCCGGCGGACUAGUGCUGGAUGUUGAUGGGGGACCGUUUGAUUUGAUGUCUCGAAGGAUGGUUUCAGCAAACAACAAGGUUAUUGCUGAUCGGAUCAUCAAGGAAAUUGAAAUAUUCCAAGUGGUGAGGGACGACGCUCCGAUACAGAAGAAAUGACAAUAUCCAAAUGUGUUAUAUUUUUUUUUAUUUUUUCAUGAGUACAAGAGGAGUCUAUGCCAAUUGCUGUAUGUUGAAAUAUAAAGUUUCUGUGCUGUAAUCACUACUGAUUGUCUUUGAAUUUGCAUACUGGUUGUGUUUCAUCGGCUGCACUUUAAUUAUUUUUUGGGGCUUUUCCCUUUAUUUGAAAGUGGAUAGACAUGAAAGGGGGAGAGA
Molecule: messenger RNA, 1399 nt
Organism: Perca fluviatilis (European perch)
Lineage: Eukaryota; Metazoa; Chordata; Actinopteri; Perciformes; Percidae
Product: inositol monophosphatase 1-like
Exons: 9
Coding region: 332-1183 (283 amino acids)
Biological process (GO): signal transduction; phosphatidylinositol phosphate biosynthetic process; inositol metabolic process
Molecular function (GO): inositol monophosphate 1-phosphatase activity
Source: RefSeq, a predicted model, not a curated record